UUUAUCUAUUUAUAAACAGGAAAGAUUUAGGGUUUUGGCAUUUUCUUGAUAACACAGAAGAUUUAUUCUUUCAAAUUUUGUUAUACUCAUUUCAGGUCUUAGUCCAAUUCGUAUGGUCAUGGUGGAAAGGAAGCCCGCGGGGAAAAAGGACCAGAGCAGCAAAAAGUGGCGGUGGAUUGUCGGAGCGGUGAUCGCGGUCUUGAUCGCCGCCGCAGUCGCCUCUUCCAGACAUUCCUUCUUACAUGCUAAUAAAUCAUGCAGCUGCGCCAAGGAUUCACGGAAAUACACAGGUAUAGUGGAAGACUGUUGUUGUGACUAUGAGACUGCUGAUACCAUCAAUGAGGAAGUUUUGCAUCCAUUGUUGCAAGAGCUUGUCCAAACCCCAUUCUUUAGAUAUUUCAAGGUUAAGCUAUGGUGUGACUGUCCUUUCUGGCCUGAUGAUGGUAUGUGCCGCUUACGUGAUUGCAGUGUCUGCGAAUGCCCGGAAAAUGAAUUUCCCGAGCCUUUUAAAAGGCUAGGGCUUCCUUCGGAUGAUUUGGCUUGCCAAGAAGGGAAUCCUCAGGCUGCAGUUGAUCGAACACUGGACAAUAAGGCUUUCAGAGGAUGGAGUGUAACAGACAAUCCCUGGACUAAUGAUGAUGAGACUGAUAAUGCUGAGAUGACAUAUGUAAAUUUGCAAUUGAAUCCUGAACGUUACACUGGCUAUGUUGGUCCGUCUGCCAGAAGGAUAUGGGAUGCCGUUUACUCAGAAAAUUGUCCAAAAUAUUCUUCUGGAGAGACUUGCCAGGAGAAAAAAGUAUUGUACAAGCUGAUAUCUGGUCUUCACACUUCAAUUUCGAUCCACAUAGCUGCUGAUUAUCUUCUUGACGAGGCUACUAACCAGUGGGGGAACAAUCUUCAAUUGAUGUAUGACCGUGUUCUAAGAUACCCUGACCGUGUCAGAAAUUUGUACUUCACACACCUCUUUGUUCUGCGAGCUGUGACAAAGGCAAAAGAAUACUUGGAGCAGGCUGAGUAUGAUACGAGUAACCAUGCAGAGGAUCUGAAAGCACAGUCCUUGUUACGUCAGCUGCUUUAUAACUCCAAACUAGAAGCUUCUUGCCCACUUCCUUUUGAUGAAGCUAAACUGUGGCAGGGAAAAGGCCAUCCUGAAUUGAAGCAGCAGAUUCAAAAGCAAUUUAGAAAUAUCAGUGCCCUGAUGGAUUGUGUAGGAUGUGAGAAGUGUCGUCUCUGGGGAAAACUUCAAGUUCUUGGUCUUGGCACUGCCUUAAAGAUCCUCUUCUCUGUUGAUGACCAGAAACUUCCAAAUCAACCUCUUGAAUUACAGAGAAAUGAAGUCAUUGCUUUAAUAAACCUGUUAAAUCGAUUAUCCGAAUCCCUCAAGUUUGUUCGUGACAUGGGACCUUCAGCCGAAAAGAUAAUGGGAGAGAUAACAUCCGAAUCUUCAGAAUCUUCAGAUGAACAGUUUGGCUUAUUGCAUAGAAUUAGGAAUUCAGCAUUCUUUCACAGGUAAGAAAAAUGCCAUAUUCCAUCUUGUAACAACACAUUUGUAUCAAAUUUGCGGAAGGCAACAACAGAGAUAUUUGAAGAUAAGAACUGUAGAACUUUUGGAGAAUUUAAAAAUACUGGAUUUGACACCUCAAGUUAGUGUGUGUGGUAGAUGUUAACUGUAGCUCCAUGAACUUAGAAACGUGACCAUAAACAAGUUUUGCAAUAUACAAAUACUGUGUUUUUUUUCUAUU
This is a messenger RNA of Impatiens glandulifera, 1742 nucleotides long. RefSeq names its product endoplasmic reticulum oxidoreductin-1-like. The record is from RefSeq and is a predicted model, not a curated record. Gene Ontology annotation, cellular component: endoplasmic reticulum membrane; endoplasmic reticulum. Gene Ontology annotation, molecular function: thiol oxidase activity; protein-disulfide reductase activity; FAD binding. The transcript is spliced from 10 exons. Gene Ontology annotation, biological process: protein folding in endoplasmic reticulum. Bases 113 to 1513 code for a protein of 466 amino acids. Lineage: Eukaryota; Viridiplantae; Streptophyta; Magnoliopsida; Ericales; Balsaminaceae.